CUUGCUCGCUCAAAGAAAACGCCGUUCGCUUAAUGGCUGCCUGAAGAAAAAUCAAACCCGAGUUUAAAUAGUGCAAAAAACGGUGCAAAACGAUGCGUUCCGGUGCGGAAAACUAGCGCAAAAGUGUCCCAGUGUCGCGUGUGACCGAUUGCGAGCGAGUUCCGGCCCGCGGGCCCACUUUUCGAGUUAUUUGUGAACCGAUCGAAAUGCACAUCUCUGUUGAGAGCAGGAACUGAGCAGACUUGGACCGCCUGUCCCCCUCCAGGAUGGACCCAGGCACGAACGGAAACCAUCCGCCACCCGGGAUGGAUCCGCUGAAACCGGAUGGUAGCGCAGGGCUACCACCUCCGGUCGGUCCUGGAGCGAUGCCACCGAUGCACCCGUCAUCGCAGGCCGCCGCCGCCGCCGGAUACCAGCAUUACGGGUACGGUGCCCCGCCCAUGAUGGACCAUCACGCCGCGGCCAAAGAUCCAUACUACGGUUACAUCAACAAUCCGUAUUCGAUGCACGCGCCGUACCACCAUCAUUCCGCUUAUCAGCAUCCGUACCCGCAAACACCGUACGGUGGCCACUCGUACCAUCCGCAUCACCACCAGGGUCAUCACUCGCUGAUGCCACCGGCUGGUCCACCGCCACCAAGUGUGGCUUACCCAGGCUAUCCCGGCCACAGUCAAAGUGCUGCCCAAUCUUCACUUCCACCCCAACCCCAUCAGCUGGCCGGACCUUCAUCAAUGGGUCCAGGGCUGCAGAAAUCCCCGGAAAAGCCACAGCAAAUGUUCCCGGACCAUCAGCAACCGCCGAUGCCACCGACGGCGCAAAUCCAUGACGGCAAAAACAUGCUGAUUGGACCCACCAUCGGAGGACAGGACAUGAUCGAUGGCACGAUGGGCAUCCCCCCCAAGCGAAAGAUUGAAAUCCUCGACAACGUCCUAAUCAAAAAGUCCAAACAAGAGCUGGAAGCGGAGAAGCGCGACAGUUUGCCCCCGCCACCCGUAACGGAAGCAACUGCCCAGCCUCAACCACAUCCACCACCAGCGUCCGAAGCGAGCAAAUCUUCGUUCCAAAUCUCAAACCUUAUCGACGACAAACCCAGACAAGAAGCCCAACCUCAACCGGAAGAGCAAGAACCCCGGCCCCAACGCGAGCCAACGCCAGAAAAGACGGCGCCACCCAUCGAAGAGGUUCAACCAGAACCUCCUCCGAAGUCGACACCGCCCCAAGAACCACCCCCCUCGGACGACAACUCCAAGGUCGAAGAAACGGAAGAGACUGAUCCACUGGCACUGCCACCAGAACCGUCGUCGCAACCGGACGUCGAACCGGAAGCCGCCAGCACGUCGGCAUCCUCCUCCCAGCAAAUGGACUUUGACAUAACGGAAAAGCUCAAAGAAAUGGGCGAAAUCAGCGUAAAACCAGUGUCCAAAACGGACGCCAACGCAAGCAAGGCCAAGGAACUUGAAUGCACGGAGGAAAUCUCGCUGGAAAUCACCAAGAAAGACGCCGCCAUGCGAAAGGUAUCCAAUCUGAGGAAAAACAUCAAGGAAGUGAUGGACGACAACCAGCUGGAUGCGUCCACGUUGGCCGCACAGCGUCAGGAAUUGGAACGUUUGGCGCGUGUCCAGGAGCAGCAGCGGAUUAUCCGCGAAGUGCAGCGUCAGCUCGCCCUCGAGCGUCAAACCAACAAAACCGAGCAGAAAGUGAUGCAAUUCUUGCAGGGUCACGCGUCGAUCCUCAAAACGCAACAGCCCGGAACGUCGACUCCGGUCAAGGUGGGCUACGUUAAGAACCCGUUUGAGACGCGUGGCCGCCCGCCGAAGGCACGUCCCAUCCAGUCGGCCAACUUGACGCCCUCGGUCAGCAUCGCACCGGUGAAGGCCUCCGGCACGACGCUGGCCUCGCAGAUCCCGUCGAUUCCGGUGCGCACCUUUGACGAUAUGGACAGUGACGAAGAUUUUGACGAUGAAGACGAAGAGGAUGAGGACAGCGAGGCGGAGAUCAUUUCUCCACCGGAAAAGAAGGAAGUUGUCACGAUCGAUAGCUCCUCGGACGACGACUGCAUUGUGCUGUCGGAUGACGACGAAGAACCAGAGGACGAUUCGGACGAUGAUCCGCAAAACAGUGGGCUCCACGUGAACGACACGUACAACGUGCCGGACGAUAAGGGCCGCGUUGUUAUCAACGUUGGUCACGCCGAGGGCGAAGAGGACAUCUUCCUGGCGCCACAGAUUGCACGCAUCAUAAAGCCUCACCAGAUCGGUGGCGUUCGGUUCCUGUUUGACAACAUCAUCGAAUCGAUCGAACGGUACGACACUUCCACCGGAUUCGGUUGCAUCCUGGCGCACUCGAUGGGACUCGGCAAGACGUUGCAACUGGUCUGCUUUAGUGAUAUAUUUUUAAGACAUACCAGCUCCAAGACGGUUCUCAUCAUCAUGCCCAUCAACACGCUGCAAAACUGGCUGAACGAGUUCAAUACCUGGCUGCCGGAAGAUCCGGAGAGCAGUCCGCUGAAGAAUCAUGGUGAAGUGCGGCCACGAAACUUUAAAAUCUUUAUCCUCAACGAUAGCCACAAAACGCUCAAGUCACGCGCAAAGGUUGUCCUCGAGUGGGCCAAAAACGGCGGAGUUCUGCUGAUUGGGUACGAAAUGUACCGACUGCUCAGCCAGAAGAAGAUGACUAAAAAGAAGAAGAAAAAGAAGGGCGAGCCGGAGGUGAAGGAAGAAGAAAAGGAAUCCACCGAAGAGCAGAAGAAUAUGUUUGAUGAGAUUCACGAGGCGUUGGUGAAGCCGGGUCCGGAUUUGGUUGUGUGCGACGAAGGUCAUCGGAUCAAGAACUCGCAUGCCAGCAUCUCGGUAGCCCUGAAGCAGAUCAAGUCCAAGCGAAGAGUUGUGCUGACGGGUUAUCCGUUGCAGAACAAUCUGCUCGAGUACUGGUGCAUGGUUGACUUUGUGCGUCCCAAUUAUCUAGGCACCAAAACCGAGUUCAGCAACAUGUUCGAGCGUCCGAUCCAGAACGGUCAGUGCAUCGACUCCACGCCGCAGGACAUCAAACUGAUGCGCUAUCGAGCCCACGUACUGCACUCGUUACUUCUCGGUUUCGUUCAACGUCGCUCACACUCGGUGCUGCAGACCUCCCUUCCACAGAAGGAAGAGUACGUCAUGCUGAUCCGGAUGUCCGAAUUCCAGCGCAAGUUGUACACCGUUUUCAUGAACGAAGUCGUUCGCACCAAGGCCGUUCCGAACCCUCUCAAAGCGUUUGCCGUGUGCUGCAAGAUCUGGAACCACCCGGACGUUCUCUACAACUUCCUCAAGCAGAGCGAACGCGACCUGGACUUGGAAAUCGAAGAACCGGAACCUGCUCCGGCAGUCAAAGCUGCGGCAAGCACGCUUCCAGCGAUAGCCGCUGUCCCGGAACCACCACCACCACAAGCAGUCCCAGCUGUACCGGAGCCACCGAAAAAGGAAGAAAAAGAAAAGAAGAAACCGGGCAAAAAGCCGGCCGCACCGAAACCGCCCAAACCGCUUGCCCUAAAAAAGGACGGAACGCCUCGGAAGCCUCGCACCACCAAGAAACAGCAGGAGGCGAUGAAGGUACAGCAGGCCCAGCAACAGCAAGCGGUCGGCAAGGAUGGCAAGAUUGUUCCCGCGGCAACCGUCAGCCCGAGCACGCUGAACAAGGACCCAGCACCGGCUGUUGUCGAGAAUCCCGUUCCCGAUCCGAACGUGGUUAAGCAGGAAUAUCCAGCGUACCCUCAGCAGCAGCAGCAGCAACAAGGAAUGUAUCCCGGCUAUCAACAGCAGCAAGGUCAGCAAGGAGGGUAUCAAACUGGACAACCCGGUGCACCUCCGUACAAUCAGCAACCUUUUAACCAAGGCAUGAUGAACCAGGAUCCGAAUGGGUACAACAACUAUGGAAAUCAGUACGGAACGAGCGAUCCGUACAAUAGUUACAACAAUUACUACGGUCGCAAUGACUACAAUAACUACAAUCAAGGUUAUCAAGGAGGUUACGGCGGAUACGAUCAGGGUUAUCAAAAUAACUAUGGAGGAUCGAGUAACUACUAUUAUCCGCAGCAACAGCAGCAGCAGCAGCAACCACAAGAUAACUACUACCAACAACAACAGCAGCAGCCUCAAGGCGCAGCACAGAACAGUUCCUACAAUGGAAACUAUUACGGCAACACAAAUCAGUACAACUAUCCCGAUCAACAACAACAGCAACCGCAAAAUCCCCAACCAAUGUCGCAAGACCCACAGCAACAACAAUACAAUCAGUACGGAGACAUGACCCAGCCGGAACAGAAAUGGGAUCCCAACGCACCCGCUCCCGUCGUUAACCAACUCCCAUCGGCCGAUCCCUCAGCAUAUCCGCCAGCCAUUCCAUCGGUUGACCCAACACCCCCAGCACCACCAGUCCAAGUCCCAGUCCCAGCGGAACCAACGCCAGCGGACCAGGCGGCCGUCACGCAGCAGCAAGCCAACGCCCAGUUCGCCGACCAGCCGUCGCUCGAGGACCUCAAGGAUCCGCCCAUCAAGACCGAGGACGAAGAGAACGCCGAAAUCAAGGAGGAAAAACCGGCCGCCGAAAUCGUCGACAUGGACACCAAGAAGGUCAUCAGCGAGGCCACCGAUGCCGUCAAGCAGGAAGUAGAGGUGAAGAAGGAGGACGGGGAGGAGGGGGUGGUGAAAACGGAAAUCAAGACUGAACCAGGGCUUGAAGGUGUGAAGGUCGAGAAGGUGGGCAUGGAGGGUUCUGGGGAGGCGCAGGUGGCGCCGGUCAAGAUGGAAGUGAAGGAGGAAGAUGUGAAGAAGGAGGAUGGAGUGGAGGAGGUUAAAAAGGAGUUGGAAGCAGGUGAAAAGGAAGUGAAGAAAGAGGGUGAGGAAGUUAAGAAGGAGGAAGAGGGUAGUGAGAAGGAAGAAACUUUGGAAAAGUUGAAGGAAGACACGGACGAGAGCAAGUUGAAGGAAGAUUUGUUGAAGAUCGAGGACGAAUUCAAAGGUAAAGACGCGAAAGAUGGUGGCAAAGACAAGGAUGGUAAGGGAAAGGAUAAGGACAAGGAUAAGGACGAGAUUCCGUACGAGUGGGCGUUCGAGCUGAUGAAGGGUUACAUUCCGGAUCUGCUGGAGAGCUCGCCCAAGAUGGAGAUCUUUUUCUACAUUCUGAACGAGAGCAUCAAGUUGGGCGAUCGUAUGCUGGUGUUUAGUCAGAGUUUGUUGACGCUCAACUUGAUCGAGCGAUUCCUGCAGAAGAGUAAAAUUCCGGGAACGGAAAAUCACUGGGGAAAGAACACGAGCUAUUAUCGUUUGGACGGAUCGACGACCGCUCAGGAGCGUGAAAAGUUGAUCAACGAGUUCAACUCGAACCCAAACAUCCACCUGUUCCUGGUGUCGACCCGCGCUGGCUCGCUGGGCAUCAACUUGGUGGGUGCAAACCGGGUUGUGGUGUUUGAUGCCAGCUGGAAUCCGUGCCACGACACGCAGGCCGUCUGUCGGGUGUACCGUUACGGUCAGAAGAAGCCCUGCUUCGUGUAUCGAUUGGUGGUGGACAACUGCUUGGAGAAGAAGAUCUACGACCGGCAGAUCAACAAGCAGGGCAUGAGCGAUCGCAUCGUGGACGAGUGCAACCCGGAUGCGCAUCUUUCGAUGAAGGAAGUGACCAGUCUGUGUUACGACGACGGAGAGGAGAGUGAGGUGAAGGACUUUAGCGAAGACAAGGAAAAGUACAUUGAUGUCGUGAUGAAAUCGCUGCUGGAGAAGUACUCCAAACAACUGACGAAGGCUCCGUUUGCCCACGAAAGUUUGCUGAUCGAUCGCAAGGAGAAGAAGCUGUCGUCGGCCGAGAAGCGACAGGCCCAGCGCGGGUACGAGCUGGAGAAGCAAGCGGCAACCAAACCGAGCUACUCGUACACAUCGAUGGGCACCACCUAUCGGGCAAUCCGAACUCCGGACGGUUCGAUCAUUCACAGGCCAGUUGCAUCGGUUCGUCCGAUGCAGUCUGGUGAGGCAGGCAAGACCGGAAUCGGUGGCAAUAGGCCGACCCGCUGGAUUCCAGCGGAGGUUUGGCAGCGACAGGGCAUGACUGCCCAGGAAAUGACUCUUCCAAUCGAUGUGGUCAUCCCGACGAGUUCUGCCGACAAAUCCAACAUCGUGCUGAAGGCUGGCCAGAAGGUUAUGGUUCUGAAGUCGCCAAAGGGCAUCUACAUGCAGCUGGAGACGGGCAAAAUCAUCGCCAUCCGGACCGCGUUCAAGGUUAGCGCCAACAAGGACGGAAGUGGCAGCAAUGCGGCCACGAAGGGAGGUCUAGCCGCGCUGAGCACUCUCACCGGACGUAAACCGACCGCGUCCGCUACGGUUACGAAAGCAUCCGCCGGAACACCAUCCAAAGCGGACUGCUCCGAGGGCAACUCGCUAAGUAUUCCGUCCAACUCGGACGACGAGGAGAAAUCAGACUCGAGCAUCGUGCCACUCGAUGCGGACAGCGAAAAGGAAUCGAUGGCCAUUGACGACUACCCCGAGAAGGGAGAGAUUGUCGACUGCGACAUGAAGAGUGACGAGUUGGAAGAGGGUGAAAUCCGUGACGACAUGCUGCUGCCCAUCAAGAAGAUGCCACCGACGGGAAAGUUUGCCAACCCAUCGACGGCUUCAAAGUUCCCAAUGAUUCAAUCCGCCUACUCUUUAGCACCGAAAGGACAAGGUCCAGGUAAAAUGUUCCAACAAAAGCAGCCGAGCCAAACUGAUGUUCCUACAGGCAAGCAACCUGCGGCACCGCCUGCAACGGUCACUAUCGAGGACGAAAUCGCACCCCUGCGAGAGAAAGUGGUCUACAAACCAAACCUAGUGGAACGAAAAUCCAAGGUUCCACCGUCCUCCCUCAAGAACUAUCGACAUAAAGCUCCAGGAAAGGCUCCGGAAACGACGACUGGCCCAGCUAAAACCAACGCCGAAGAAAGUGGUCCUAUCCCAUCUCCUGCUGGACCACCAUCUACCGCCAACGCAGUCCCUCAAUCGACUCCGAUGGAUACUCAACAAGCCCCAAACAAUGUUCCUCCAGCUCAGCCAACUGGUCCAGGUGCACCUCCAGUGGAACCCCAACACUACCCCAACGCCCCCGGUCGUCCGAUGCCGCCGCAACAAACGGUUACAUCGCAACAGCAGCCCCAACAUCAUCCCCAACAGUAUCCACAGUCGUCAAACUAUCCAGUUCAUCAUCAGAUGGCCCCCGGCCAUCACCAAUCGCCGUACGCCGGCGGAGUGCCAAAUCAAUCGACUGCCGCUACGGGCAAGAGCCCGAUCCUACACCAACCCCAGCACAUGCACUCAUCACCAUCAUCGUCGUCCUCGUCACCGUACGGAACUUCCCCACACAAAGCGCAACACCAUGGCCAGCACCAGCAGCAAUCUUCGUGGCAUCCGUACGCCGCCGCAGGCGGAUCAGUCACCAAUCCCGCCAAUUUCUACGGCCAGCAAUCCCACGGCGUUCCUCCCCCGCCACCGUCCCAGUACGAGUCAAGUCUCAACUUCCUAGAGAAAACCACGUCCGCCCUCAUCAACAAUCAAAACCAGAGCGAGUUCCAAACCUCUCUCAGCAACAUCACCCGCUCCCCAACGCCGGACAACUUUAUGGAGUUCCAACCGAAGACGACCCCAACCGGCAAAAAGUCAGCCGCCAAAAAGCCCCCCAAGCAGCCAAAGAACGACUACAACGCUGCCAAGAAAGCGCUCAACAAGCGAAACAACCCCUCGCCCUACCAUCCGGUGUCGGGCUCGUCGGCGUCGUCCUCACCAUCCCCUUCACCGGCCGUCAUGAACCACAGCCAGAACAGCAACAGUAACAGCUCCCUUGGCGGAACGCCCACACCGGCCGCCGCCAACUAUCCGCCCGUGACCGGGUAUUACGAUCAGUAUUCGCAGCAGCAGCAGAUGCCUCCGACGACCGUCGCUGCCGGUGGGCCCGGUGUGUACGGUGCAGCAGGUGGUCAGCAGCAGAUGCAGCAGCAGCCGUACGGAGGCCCUCCGGUUGCCUCGUCGGCCUACGGUGGAACGUCAUACGCAUCUAGCAACAGCACAGCAUCAACCGUGAAUCGUUCCAACUACUAUCAGUCGUCACCCUCAUCAGCAUCUACCACCCCCACGACAAUGUCGUCUUCGACAGUUCCGACCGAUUCAUCCAACUAUUACCAUCAGCAGCAGCAGCAACAGCAGCAGUCUCAUCAUAGUCAGCAGCAGCAGCACCAGGUAAGAAGUCAUUCCCGUGGGUCAUCGUCGUCCCACAGCUAUGUUCCUCCGGUGGCACCUGCUGCGACUCAGCAUCAACAGCAGCAGCAGCAACUUCCGCAGCAAUCUCAAAGUUACAUGAACACAGCAGCACCGGCUACGGCCAGUUCCGUUGUUGCCGCCGAGGUCACUCCCAACAGUAACAACACCUACCAACAGACCAGUUCUUCCUCGUUUACACCGUACGCGUCCUACCCUUCAACGGCCACCAGCGGCACCGGCAGUCCCGGUGCGACCCAAACCGUGAGUUCCAAUGGUUCGGCGUUCCACCGGCCAGAUCCGGGUCUUCCAGUGGCGAAUGCCGGUGGCGGUGCCGUGGGAGCUGCUGGUGCCGCCGGUAGCUACGAAACUCCCCCGACCUACAUCCCCGAGAGCGGUGCCAACCCGUACCAAUAUCCGGCCUAUCAAGCUGCGGCCGCCGCCUCUCAGUAUCAAUCCCAAGGGUACUAUCCACCGCCGGCGUAUCCGUACUAUCCGGCGGCGGCCGCGGCAGCUGCUGCAGCGGGCGCUCCCGGUACGCCGUACGCGGCCACCGAUCCCCAGUACCACUCCUAUCCACCUCCACCGGCGGCGGCGCCCUCCAACUACAGCUAUCCCCCCUAUCCUAGUCAACCCGGCGUGGGACAGUGGCAGUAGGAACAACGGCAACCCGGCUAGGAAUUGUUGUGGAAUCGUGGCACUCUCGCACACAAAGAAUCUGCAAAUUUUGUUGAUUGCUCUCUACUUCAAAACUGAGAUACGGCUAUUCUAGAGUUUGUUUUAUAUUUUUUUUUUUCUGAGAAAAAGUAUUUAUGUUGUUAUGUUCCUUCUUCGCAACCUAACUUUUUUUAAGGGCAAACAGUUUUGCGUCGUGAGCGGUUGGUUGUAAGAUGCUCUCUUUAUUACUGUUUCCUGUUCUUUUUUUUGUAUAAUUUUAUAUUUUUAUAGAUAGGCCACACGUUCCUAAACAGAGAUAAAGAAUCACAUUUUAAAACAUGAAAUUUGCUUCACUCAAAUAGAAUGUGCUGUCAACUAGCGAAGGCUUAAAAACAUGCAUGCUCCAUCGUAGAGAUUUAGAUAUCAAACCAUCGUCAGUAGUUGGAACGCAAAAUUUAAAUUGCAAAUCUUAGUUGAUUCACUCUGGUUGAAAGGCACUUCGUUUUUACCAAAUUUGGCCUAGUUUCGUCGAAAUUGUAAGUAUCCGUCUAUCCUCCAAUCCCCGGAUUCGUUCAGUGCAAUGUAUUUUUGUUAUAUCUGAGUUGUCUAUGUAAAUUUUAUUGAACCAACACUGUUUUAGGUUUUCUAGAUAUUUAUCCGCAAUGUGCACAAAGAAAGAAAAAAAAUUAAAACAUUUAAAAGCGUAUAGUAGUGCUUUGUGUACCGUGCUAGGAGAUUACGUAGCACAAUAAAAAAAAGUAUGAAUAAUAUUAUUAAAGAAAUAUUUAGAAAUUAGAACAAACAGCGCUAAUUACCAACUGCAUUUGGAAUCUUGAGCUUGGCGCGAAUUGUAUUUGAAGAUAUCAGCUGCAAAAAAAGUAAAACAACUUCAAAGUAGAGUUACUAAACCGUUUAAAAACUGCUGAAAAGUUAGAGCAUACAUACACUCAUCCAUUAUCACCCCCAUACAAUGAAUGUUUUAAUCACAAGCCCACAUUUUACCCUACUCAUAGUCGAGUAAACAUAAAACAAACAUCCAGUUGGCGAUUUAUUAACUUUUAUUUAUUCGUCACAUGGUUGGAGUUCUUCCACGGUGUGGCGUUAAUUUGCACUCACUUUAAUCCAUCAACCACCCCCAAAACAAAAGUACAUCCCCCCUUCCUGUAAGGCAACGCAUUUACAAACGUCGUUUUAACUUAGAAGAAAGCAAGUAAACAAAACAAAAAAACUAGUAGAUAUUGCUAAAUGUCAAAGGCAAACAAAACAAGAAAAAAACAAGUUAUCCCAAUUGUCGUUUAGAAUCAAAUACUACUAAUUAUUACACACCUACCAACAACAACCACUAUCAAACAUUAAUUAAAAAAGAACAAAUACAUCAACCACUACUCCAAUUUAUAGAACUAUUGACCUACUUGUAAUGUAGCAAUUCGAGGUUACGUUCUGUAACGGUUAUGUUACGUGUACUAUACUGUAUCUCCGGUAUGUUUCGCUCUUGCAGUCUCUGCCCCUCGAUCGUUCAUUUACCCGUUCUCUCCUUCGGUUAGGUAAUCUGUUCGAGUUGUAAUUUUGUAUAGAAAAGAAAAAAAAAUCGAGCGAGAAUGAACCCAGCAGUGAAACGUGAAUCAAUCAGUUUUCCUUAUUGAGCGCGAUUUCGUGCGAAAUUUAAAAACCUAGGUAUUAUUAUUAUUCAAUGUUGAAAACAAAGAGAGACUUGCUUGCUUGAAGAAAAAGGAAAAAAAAGGAGUAAUAAACGGGUGGAGAUCCUCUCUCUCCUCGAGCGAGCGCGCACGCGUCAAGUCAAGCCAAGAAAGCUGCGUGUGUAUUUUGUGGUAAUAGUAGCAAGUGGUAUGAUUAUUUUAAUCAGUAAAGUAUAAAUUAAACUGAUAUCGACUACAAUAAUAUUAACACACACGAUACUAGAGUAAUGUAUGACGCGUAAUACAAAGUAUUUGAAGAAAUUAAACAA
This is a messenger RNA of Culex pipiens pallens (northern house mosquito), 10872 nucleotides long. RefSeq lists its product as uncharacterized. The transcript has 7 exons. NCBI's taxonomy places the organism in Eukaryota, Metazoa, Arthropoda, Insecta, Diptera, Culicidae. The record is from RefSeq and is a predicted model, not a curated record. Bases 267 to 8906 code for a protein of 2879 amino acids. Gene Ontology annotation, molecular function: ATP hydrolysis activity; ATP-dependent chromatin remodeler activity; ATP binding. Gene Ontology annotation, cellular component: nucleus.